This is a messenger RNA of Spirometra erinaceieuropaei, 330 nucleotides long. The record is from the annotation of a GenBank genome assembly. Lineage: Eukaryota; Metazoa; Platyhelminthes; Cestoda; Diphyllobothriidea; Diphyllobothriidae.
AUGCCUGAUCUAGCCGGCCUCGAUGAUGUCGCGAGUUGUACUUCUCCACGCCUGACGAUCCGCGGCAGCAGAUCUGGACAGCUCAACCCAUUCCCUUCGCCAGCGACGGAGACCGAAUACCGGAGGUCUAACUACUACUACUACUACUACUACUACUACUACUACUACUACUACUACUACUACUACUACUACUACUACUACUACUACUACUACUACUACUACUACUACUACUACUACUACUACUACUACUACUACUACUACUACUACUACUACUACUACUACUACUACUACCACUACUACUACUACUGCUACUACUACCACUACUGCUGA